AUGGAAAAGCAAAUAACGCUGCAUACUGCAUCUUCUCAAGGACGCAUUGAUUUGGUGAAGCGGCUUAUUGAGAAUGGAGCUGAUGUCAAUAAGAAGGAUACUAAUGGACGAACGCCAUUAUGGAUCACCGCUUCCGAAGGACACGCUGACGUAGCAGAAUACUUGGUGGAAAUGAAAGCUGAAAUUGACGCAGAAGACGAUGACGAGCAAACUCCGUUAUGCAUUGCUGCUUCUAAAGGCUAUGCCGACGUAGUAAAAUUUUUGUUACAGAAGGGAGCCGAUGCUAAUAGAAGAAAUAAUGAAGAGGAAACACCCCUUUACAUAGCGUCUUCAAACGGAUAUCUCGAUGUAGUGAAAUGUUUGCUGGAAGCAGGAACGGAUGUCAACGCAAAGCACAAUUUUGGGUGGACUUCACUAUUUGUAGCGUGUUGGAAAGGGCAUUACGAUGUGAUUAGAUCUUUAAUAGAGAAUGACGCCGACGUCAAUGUUAAAGAUGAUGACGGAUGGACGCCGUUGUAUGCCGCAUCAUUGGAAGGACAUUUUGAGGUAGUAAAGUAUCUAACGGCAAACGGAGCUGAUGUGAAUGCAAAGUGCAUCAAUGGAGGGACACCGUUAUGGAUCGCAUGUUCUAAGGGUUACAAGAACGUGGCAGUUUGCUUGGUGGAAAGAGAAGCUGAGGUCGAUUCACGGGAUGAAAACGGAAGGACACCGUUAUGGAUUGCAUGUAAGCAAGACCGCAUCGAAAUUGUCAGGUACUUGCGAGAGCAGGGAGCUGAUGUCAAUGCAAAAGAUAGGUUCAAAAAAAGUCCGAUAGAUAUUGCAGAGCAAAAUUCGCUUGAGGAAAUCCUCGAUAUUUUAAAAGAGCCAACCAAAAUUGACAAUUAUGAUAACGAAUGCUCAAUUUGUUUCGGCGAACUAGAUCAUCCUGUUGGCUGUAUGGCCUGUCAUCAAAUGUUAGGAUGCAGAGAGUGUAUCCUACAGUGGAAUGGUGAUCCGAGUAGCGGACGAAGCUGUCCAAUGUGUCGAAAAAGCUGGGAAGAUGGUCCCGAAAUUCUUCCUUGGGAAUAUUUUGUUAACGGUCAUAUGCAAUUUUAA
Molecule: messenger RNA, 1095 nt
Organism: Enterobius vermicularis (human pinworm)
Lineage: Eukaryota; Metazoa; Nematoda; Chromadorea; Rhabditida; Oxyuridae
Source: the annotation of a GenBank genome assembly